Daphnia magna is the source of this 1919-nucleotide messenger RNA. Its product is annotated as serine/threonine-protein kinase RIO3. Gene Ontology annotation, molecular function: protein serine/threonine kinase activity; ATP binding. The record is from RefSeq and is a predicted model, not a curated record. Bases 192 to 1790 code for a protein of 532 amino acids. The transcript has 4 exons. NCBI's taxonomy places the organism in Eukaryota, Metazoa, Arthropoda, Branchiopoda, Diplostraca, Daphniidae. Gene Ontology annotation, biological process: maturation of SSU-rRNA; protein phosphorylation. Gene Ontology annotation, cellular component: preribosome, small subunit precursor; cytosol.
GGCCUUACGUGAUUGUGGUUGGUGAAGUAGUGGUGCAAUAAGCAAUAGGCAAUAAUAACAUAACAAACGAACUCACGUUACCCUUCCGUAGGCAAAGAAGGGACACGUUUUCUCAGCUUUAUUUACUUUUCAGUCCUUUGUAUAUUAUUUACUUUUUUGUUUUUCGCUUUCCGGAAUUCAAUAUUUAAAACAUGUCUGCAAAAAAUACCUCUUCUGUGAUAGCAUGGGGUGGAAAACCUGUUGAAAACCUGGCCAGUGAUGUUUCCUUUACCGACGUCAUGUCGGAAGACCUAGCAAAGAAUUUGCAAAUAAAGGAAGAUUUGUCCCAAUGGCCAGAACUAGCGGGAGAAGAUGUGAAGAGUCAAGCAUGUGGGAGCACACCAGUACAAGAAACAGUAAGUGAUGAAAUGUUGGCGCAGCUACUCCAACUGCAGUUUGAUCAAGAGUAUGAUAGAGCUCUCGGCAAAGAGGAAGCAAAAUAUAAUGGCACUUCUAAAGUUGGUGUUUCUCUCUCCAAUUACCGUAAGAUCCCUAAGGGAAGUCUUUUGGAUGAAGAUUCUGAUUCAUUUGAUGAUGAUGAAUGGGAUAAGGCACAUCCUGACUGGGAUAGUUUUGAAUCAGCUGAAAAAGAAUCCCCUACAAUUUCAAAAUUGGGGUACGCAAAAAAAGGAGGAGAGAUCAUAACGAAACAUGACACCGUCAUCACGGGCCGGAAGAAUGCUUGCAAAGCGAUGGAGCUGGAACAGCUAAAGAUCGGGGACGGUGGCGGUUUUGAUAUGAUGUUGAGCAACAAGGUGUACAACAACCUGAAAGCGUUUUCGCACCAAGAGCAGAAAAGGGCGGCCCGUUUGAAUGAUAAACACGAGAAGGCUACUGCUACUAUGGCCAUUGAUCCCCGCAGUCGUCUGAUACUCUUCCGCUUGGUCGACAACAACAUAUUGGAACGCAUCAAUGGCGUCAUCAGUACCGGCAAGGAGGCCGUCAUUUUGCAUGCCGAGGGCGGCAAAAGCGAAGAGGUUAUUGUUCCAGGCGAAUGUGCCAUCAAAGUGUUUAAGACUACCUUGAACGAAUUCAAAACACGCGACAAGUACAUCGCCGAAGACUACCGUUUCAAAAAUAGAUUCUCGAAGCAAAAUCCACGCAAAAUCAUUCACAUGUGGGCGGAGAAAGAAUACCACAAUCUUGCUAGGAUGCGCCAAGUCGGUUUGCCUUGUCCUGAUGUUGUUUUACUCAAGAAACACAUCUUGGUCAUGUCUUUCAUAGGCCAAGGAGGUCGACCUGCGCCAAAGCUUCGUGAAGCGGCUCUGUCAGCUGCGGAGGUGGAUUUGGCCUACAGUCAAACAGUUUCUCUGCUACAUAAAAUGUUUAAUGAAUGCCACCUGGUCCACGCUGACUUAUCCGAGUAUAACAUUCUUUGGCACGAGAAACAGUGUUGGCUCAUCGACGUCAGCCAGGCUGUAGAACCGUCACAUCCUCAUGGAUUAGAAUUUCUGUAUCGCGACUGCACCAACGUCUCAAACUUUUUCCGUCGAUUAGGAGCCAAAGAUGCCGCUUCUCCCACGGAACUUUUCGCAUCUGUGAGUGGUUUCAGCGUUGAUGGACUGGAGGCAGACGUUCUGAGCCAGAUCCGCGAUUACGAGCGUAACGAAGAACAUUUGACCGUCAGCCAUCCAAACCAAAAGCUCUACCCGUUCGAUUAUUGUUGGCAAAAAUCCCAAGAGGCUCGAGGUCAGCAGGAAGAACUGCGGCAGGAAGAAGGAUCACCAGAAGAAGAACAGGAGAACCUUUAAUCGUCCGCAGCAAUGUCAAAAACUAUUUCAUUUUUUCUUAUUUCUUUUCCUUUUGAUUGAUGUGUGGCUGUUGUUGUGAACGUUUAAAACAUUGAUGGUUACACGGUGACAAUUAAAAGAUAAAACUUU